AUGCUAGCUCUUACAUUUAUGCUAUUGCUUGUGGUUGAGUUGGGAUGGGCCGCCCAGUGUAACAAGUGGUAUGGACCCGCUGGAACUGUUGAAUGUAUUCAAAUACAACGGUACAAUAAUGAAUACCAGUGGGGGACGUGCUUAACGGAUGCAUACAUCAAGCAAAAGAGCAAACAAAAACAUCUCUGCAUAGACCGAGCUGCAACCUACUGCUGGUAUCAAUGUAUGCUUGAAGUGCAUAGCAAGGAAGCUGGAUCAGUGACGAGUGAUUGUUCCUGUACUCCCAGCAAUCCAACCUCAUAUCCAAACACUCUCACGCCUACCACAUUACUGCCUCCAGAAUGCUAUAGUCCACUUGGGGAUUCCUGUGAUUGGUAUCGCAACUGCCUGGAGAGGAGGUAUCCCUGUGAAGCUACAAGUAAUGGUUACGCAAUCAAAUACGCUGAACAUUUUUGCAAGCUGUAUGACCAAAACUUAGCAAAGUUCAGUCCAAUCGGGAAAAACUGGGUUAAUGGAGUUCGUAAAUGCCUCCAAGUCUCACUGGUGCCACUAUUGCGGCCAUGGGCCGAUCCAACAUGUAAAGAGAUACGAGAAAGAGCGUUUGCCUCUCAUACACCAUGUUACCUGAAUCCGGGAAAUGGUGCGCCAUCCGUCUGUGAUCUUGACUGCUCCGAUUACUUCCAGAUCUUUUGGACCAUCAAAGGUUCCUUUGUCAAAGUCGAUACACUCUGGGAAUCUCUCAAAGGAAUGUGGAACAUAGAGCAGAAAUGCGGAUUUUCUGCUAACAUCAAGAAAUGCUACAGAGAACUGAAAGAUGGCACAGUCAGAGUGAUCAAGCUGAAGAUUAAAAAGUUUUUUCUGCGAUCGAGGCGCUCAACUGACAAUCUUCCUAAAUCUGAUGCUCAAAGUCGAUUCGCGGACGGAGUUGGCUCAGCCAUUGCGAGUGCCUUGAAGUGGAACUCAGAUGUAAUGGACUGGCUCGCCUAUACUGAGAGAGUUGAAGCUCCAGAUAACAUGGAAAUUGUCGUCUUAUUGGCUGAUAAGAAAGCCCUGGGCAUCGCCAUGACAUCCACUCCAUCCGUCAACUUCAACCAGACCAUCCAAGAGUUUGCCUCAGCUGUAAAACAGGGAACGCUACCUUUGAAAGUGGAUGGACACAACAUCUGGGUGAAGAGCUUGGCCUUGUGUUCUGAUAAAGCCUGCACCAUCACCCAGACACUGGCAGUGUCAGACAAGCCUCCAAACUGGAAUGGUGCAUUGGGGAUCCCAGGUGGUAAAUUUGUCUUGUGUGGAACCAUCGCUGUGUUGGUCAUGAUGAUGGACAAACUGCUUUAUUAA
Pocillopora verrucosa is the source of this 1338-nucleotide messenger RNA. NCBI's taxonomy places the organism in Eukaryota, Metazoa, Cnidaria, Anthozoa, Scleractinia, Pocilloporidae. The record is from RefSeq and is a predicted model, not a curated record.